UUAGACUUUAAUGCCAUGAGACACCUUCCAGUGUCCAGCGUUUCCAACCCUCGGUCACAGCUUCGUCUAAUCUCAUCCACUCGCUCUUUGGACUCAUUGCAUGCUGCCAUGAAGGCACCGCUUGUCCUGGUCCUGGUUCUCUUUCUGGCUGCCCACACUGUUCUUUCCUGUUCUGUCUGCAAAGGCUCUGCCCUCAAAUGCCACACGUGUGCAGCAUCCAGCGAGGAAGACUGCAAUAAACAAGGCUCGGCAUCCUGCCCGCAGUACGCUGACGCCUGCGCCACCAUCAGUGGACCACACACUGUACUCAAGUCCUGCACCUACAAGGCUUUCUGUGACAAAGCUCAGGGCAGCAACUCUGGAGCUAAGAUGGAGUGUUGCUAUGGCGACAACUGUAACGGCCCACACAGGAGCCACAGUCACGGUGAUCAGCACCACAGCAGCACAGCAGCGCUGACCAGCAGCCCUGUCCUGCUGCUCGGCACCCUGCUGCUGCUGCGUUUAGGCUUCUCUCACAUGUAGACACAACUUCCCAACCUUCUGUCUUUGGAACCCAUUCAUCUUCUUUUGAUCCCUGCUGUGCCCCAACUGUAUUUACAACUCUUAUUGUUUAUGUUUAUUUCAUGUCAGCUUAACUGAAUAAAAGAUACAGUGACAACUCUUUUUUUCCCCUACAUACCUCACAACAUGAGGCACUAGAUUGUGUGGUCAAUGUGGCACACGACCUUGUGCUUGACCUUGAAAGGUAAAAGGAAGGAAAAGUCUAAUGAAGACGGUGCAACUAUGACACAUGAGCUUGAACUGACAGGACAAGAACGCUACCUCACUGAUUUCUUAUCCUGUCACGCGGUCCCUUAUUGGGUGAUGAUGUUCUACCACUUCCUCUUAACAGGAGGUCACAGCUCUUCACUAACCAGAUGACAAACAGAUUGACAAUAGAUUGAUAAAGGGAGCAAAUUAAGUGCAUGAAUAUAUUUCACUGCUUAACAUAUUGUAGCAUUGAUGGGAGCACUUCCUGCUUCCCAGCAUACUUUGUUGGACUGCUGUGUAAAUAGUUCAUUAAUAAAUUAAUUCAAAAAUUCACAAAUUAAUAAACAGUAAAUAUGA
Molecule: messenger RNA, 1107 nt
Organism: Doryrhamphus excisus (bluestripe pipefish)
Lineage: Eukaryota; Metazoa; Chordata; Actinopteri; Syngnathiformes; Syngnathidae
Source: RefSeq, a predicted model, not a curated record